CCUCCGGUGAGUAGAAACGGUGACUCGGAGGGAGAGAACGAUGUCGUUUUUGUAUGAGAAGAGCGAUAUAUGGAGAUGGCUAGUGAGGAAGACGAGAGAUUCGAGAUCCUUCUUCUUCACGUUCGCUACCGUAUGCGGUGUGAUUCCGGGAAUCAUUGGCUAUGGGGUUAUGCAGGCCACCAAUUCCACUAACCCGGAGCUCGAGGCCCGGCUCCGACAAUCCGCCCGACCCGAAACCGUCAUGAUGGGUAAAGUAAACCAAGAGAGGCUAGCUGAGUACCUCGGGGAGUUGAAACAGAAGCAGGAUACCAACGACAGAUACGUGGCUGCUCUAAGGGGAGAGACUCUUACCAGGAAGCCUUACCAAAGAAUCCAACCAGUGCCAAAGCCAAAUGACACGGUCACAACCAAACCUCAGUAAUGAAUGAUCACUUCUUAGAAAGAGCUACUGUAAUGGAUGCCAAGAUAGGCAUGUCUAUUGGCCGUUAAUGUUUUAUUUUAUUUUUUGUUUGAAUCUGGCAUGCUUUGUGGUUAUCAAACUGGUGCAAGGUUCAGUCACUUCAAACAUUUUGUGAUAGACAGAGAAUAAAAAUGUAAAACACAUUACACAUG
Messenger RNA from Brassica oleracea var. oleracea, 612 nucleotides. RefSeq lists its product as uncharacterized. The record is from RefSeq and is a predicted model, not a curated record. Bases 41 to 421 code for a protein of 126 amino acids. The transcript has 2 exons. NCBI's taxonomy places the organism in Eukaryota, Viridiplantae, Streptophyta, Magnoliopsida, Brassicales, Brassicaceae.